This is a messenger RNA of Erinaceus europaeus (western European hedgehog), 6098 nucleotides long. It is a transcript of the gene PHF14, whose product is annotated as PHD finger protein 14. The record is from RefSeq and is a predicted model, not a curated record. The transcript is spliced from 17 exons. Bases 439 to 3075 code for a protein of 878 amino acids. Lineage: Eukaryota; Metazoa; Chordata; Mammalia; Eulipotyphla; Erinaceidae. Gene Ontology annotation, biological process: regulation of transcription by RNA polymerase II.
AGAGCUGCAUCCGGGUCGCUGCUUUCUCUUUUGUCUCAGGCAUUCGGCCUCAGACUGUAGAUUCGGAGUCUUUUGUUGUUUCUGGUGCAGGCUAAUAAAGUUUUUCUUUCCAUUUCUAUCGAUUUUAACGGAGGGAGGGGGAAAUCAGAUCCCUAGGGCCUCCGGGUUGGCGGCGCUGCCUGGGCCGGAGUGCGCCUCCGGCGGGGGAGCCGCGCGGCCGAGGGCUCUGGCCGCCCAGGCGAGGACGGGGAAGGGAAGGGGCGGGCGGACGGCCCGCGGGACUGCUCCUGGGGGGCGCCCCAGGUCCGGUAGGCGGCGCCGUUUUAAAAUAGCGUCUUUGGACUGGCUUCUGCGGUCCCAGUCCCCGACCUCGGCGCAGCUCGGGCUCUAGCAGCUUCUCCCUAGGUUUCUUCCAAACGACCAGUACACGGAUUCCUUAUGGAUCGCAGUUCCAAGAGGAGGCAGGUGAAGCCUUUGGCAGCUUCUCUGCUAGAAGCUCUCGAUUAUGAUAGUUCAGAUGACAGUGAUUUUAAAGUUGGCGAUGCCUCAGAUUCAGAAGGGAGUGGUAAUGGAAGUGAAGAUCCCUCAAAGGACAGCGGAGAAGGUUCCUGUAGUGAUUCUGAAGAAAAUAUAUUAGAGGAGGAACUGAAUGAAGAUAUUAAAGUAAAAGAAGAACAGCUUAAAAAUUCUGUGGAGGAAGAAAUAUUAUCAUCAGACAAACAGUUAAUUAAAAUGGAAAAGAAGGAGGAAGAGGAGAAUGGAGAAAGACCUAGAAAGAGGAAGGAGAAGGAGAAAGAAAAAGAGAAGGAGAAAGAAAAAAUAACAGUAUCUGAUAAUGUGGCUGCUUCUGCUGCUGCCAAUACACCAGCCACAAGUCCUCCUGCUGUUAGCACACCUCCUUCUGUCCCCACCACAGCCACUACUACAGAGGAACAAGUCAGUGAGCCAAAAAAGUGGAACCUCCGUCGAAACCGACCACUUUUGGAUUUUGUAUCCAUGGAAGAACUAAAUGACAUGGAUGACUAUGACAGUGAAGAUGAUAAUGAUUGGCGACCUACUGUAGUAAAAAGAAAGGGAAGGUCUGCAUCUCAGAAAGAUGGAAGUGAUGGAGACAAUGAGGAUGAUGAAGAUGAGGGAAGUGGGAGUGAUGAGGAUGAGAAUGAUGAAGGCAAUGAUGAAGAUCAUAGCAGCCCUGCCAGUGAAGGGGCUUGCAAGAAAAAGAAGAGUAAAGUUCUAAGCAGAAACAGUGCUGAUGAUGAGGAACUGACCAAUGAUAGCCUGACAUUAUCUCAAAGCAAGAGUAAUGAGGACUCGCUGAUUCUUGAGAAGAGUCAAAAUUGGAGCUCUCAAAAAAUGGACCAUAUUCUGAUUUGCUGUGUUUGUCUUGGAGAUAAUAGUGAGGAUGCUGAUGAAAUAAUUCAGUGUGACAAUUGUGGCAUUACAGUCCAUGAAGGUUGCUAUGGAGUUGAUGGAGAAAGUGACUCUAUUAUGAGUUCAGCUUCUGAAAACUCCACUGAACCUUGGUUUUGUGAUGCUUGUAAAUGUGGUGUUACCCCUAGCUGUGAACUGUGUCCCAAUCAGGAUGGAAUUUUUAAGGAGACAGAUGCUGGAAGAUGGGUUCACAUAGUUUGUGCUCUGUAUGUUCCUGGAGUUGCUUUUGGAGAUAUUGACAAAUUAAGGCCAGUAACUCUAACUGAAAUGAACUAUUCCAAAUAUGGUGCCAAGGAGUGUAGCUUUUGUGAAGACCCUCGUUUUGCUAGGACUGGAGUUUGCAUUAGCUGUGAUGCAGGGAUGUGCAGAGCCUAUUUUCAUGUGACCUGUGCCCAGAAGGAAGGUCUGCUUUCAGAGGCAGCAGCAGAGGAGGAUAUAGCAGAUCCAUUUUUCGCUUACUGUAAGCAACAUGCAGAUAGGUUAGACAGAAAGUGGAAGAGAAAGAACUACUUGGCGCUACAAUCCUAUUGUAAAAUGUCUUUGCAAGAGAGAGAGAAGCAACUAUCACCGGAAGCACAGGCAAGGAUCAAUGCUCGGCUUCAGCAAUAUCGUGCCAAAGCAGAACUAGCUCGAUCCACCAGACCCCAGGCCUGGGUUCCAAGGGAAAAAUUGCCCAGACCACUCACUAGUAGUGCUUCAGCUAUUCGCAAACUGAUGCGGAAGGCAGAAUUGAUGGGGAUCAGUACAGAUAUCUUUCCAGUGGACAAUUCAGAUACCAGUUCUAGUGUGGAUGGAAGGAGAAAACAUAAGCAGCCAGCUCUUACUGCUGAUUUUGUAAAUUACUAUUUUGAGAGAAAUAUGCGUAUGAUUCAAAUUCAAGAAAAUAUGGCUGAACAAAAGACUAUAAAGGAUAAAUUAGAGAACGAACAAGAAAAGCUUCAUGUGGAAUAUAAUAAACUAUGUGAAUCUUUAGAAGAGCUACAAAACCUGAAUGGAAAACUUCGAAGUGAAGGACAAGGAAUAUGGGCUUUAUUAGGCAGAAUAACAGGGCAGAAGUUGAAUAUACCGGCAAUUUUGCGAGCACCCAAAGAAAGAAAACCAAGUAAAAAAGAAGGAGGCACACAAAAAACAUCUAUUCUUCCUACAGUACUUUAUAGUUGUGGAAUUUGUAAGAAGAAUCAUGAUCAGCAUCUUCUUUUAUUGUGUGACACUUGUAAACUCCAUUAUCAUCUUGGCUGUCUGGACCCUCCUCUUACAAGGAUGCCAAGGAAGACCAAAAAUAGUUAUUGGCAGUGUUCAGAAUGUGACCAAGCAGGGAGUAGUGACAUGGAAACAGACAUGGCCAUGGAAACCUUACCAGAUGGGACCAAACGAUCAAGGAGGCAGAUUAAGGAACCAGUGAAAUUUGUUCCACAGGAUAUGCCCCCAGAACCCAAGAAGAUUCCUAUAAGAAAUACGAGAACCAGAGGACGAAAACGAAGCUUUAUUCCAGAGGAAGAAAAACAUGAGGAAAGAGUUCCCAGAGAGAGAAGACAAAGGCAGUCUGUAUUACAGAAGAAACCUAAAACUGAAGAUUUACGAACUGAGUGUGCAACUUGCAAGGGAACUGGUGACAAUGAAAACCUUGUCAGAUACCCUUCAUGAGACCCAACUCUGCCACAGCUCAUCCUCGGAGGCAAUCGUGGAAACCUCUUUAAUAAGUGAUUUAAAAAAAAGGAUAACUUUUUCAAUAGAAUUCAUAAAGUAAAGGAGAACAGCUAUCUUGUCCUUUUCAUAAGCUUACCACUGCAAAAAGUUUGGAUAGAAUGUAAUUAUUGCGGUUUGCUACUUGGACUGACAAGGCAGUUAAUUUGUUUGUGUGGACUUUUUCCUUCUUUCUUUUCUUUUUCUUUUAUCUUUUUUUUUUUUUUUUUGCACUAAUCAGAAACACUUGAUAUGUGCAAUGUUGAGAAAUACGAGAUACUGUCUUAUAAGAAUUGUCUUAGUAAGUAAUGUCUUUCUGCUUCUUUGGCAAGUAAUGAUAUACUAUGUUUAGACUUAUUGAAGAGUUAUAAUGGAAGCCUAUGGAAUUUAAUCGUGAUGUGCUACUUCCUUUUAUUAUUGAAUGAUGCCAGUAACAAACGAGGACAAUAUAUUCCAUUAAUUGACUAUUAUAUUUCAUCCAGCUUAAUACAUAUAUGUGAAGUGUUAAAUUAUACUGAUAGGCUCUUGUUUAUAAAAUUCAGCAAAAAUGAAAACUCAUGAAGUAUGAUAUUCUGAAUUUGAUUCAUUAGUGCCAAAGCACUAGUAUUAUUAGCAUGAUUUUUUUUUACAGUUUCAGAUUCUGAGCUCAUAAGUUAGAAUAUACUCAUGCUGAUCCUAGAUUUUUUUUUAGUACAGACCAGUUCUACUCAGUGCAUACUGUUGAACAUAAAAUUUGUAUUAAUUAUAGUUUUAUUUUCUUGAUCUUAAAUAUGAUGCUAUAAAAUAAGGAGGGAAAUACAAAGCUUAUUGUCCAUACUGCCUGUCAGCUAAAAGAUCUUCAGCAUCUGUAUCUUUCCAAAGGUAUAUAGAAUUGCAUUUUUAAUCUUCAUUCUUUAAUGAUGCAGAUUUAAAUUAACAGCACAAAUAUGUUGAAUAUACCAUGUCAUCAUCUUGAACUCAUUUAGAAGAGACUCUUUGCUGUAAUUGAAAUGUGCAUAUUGUAAAUUGUCUACAUGUCUCUUGGAAUUUUGUGAUUUAUAACUGUUUUUGGAUUUUUUUUUCAGGUUUACUGGCAAUUGUAAAUAGUUUAACCAUUAGGGACAGAGUGGACAAUGUUAGAAUUAAUAGCAAGUGUAAAUAUAAAUAUGCUAGUAAUCUAUACUUAUAGUAAGGAGUCAUUGUUGGCUAUAAGGUUAUUAAAAGUAAUGUGUAUAUGAAAUGUGUAUAAGCUGAAAUUAACUUACUAAAAGGUAACAUUAGAGAUAAAAUAUCAAUAAUCAGUAACUUAUAGCAAAACUAAGAGGCUUUUUUCCCCAAGAAUAAGAAAAUAAUUUUUAUUUCUCACUAUGUAAGUGUAACAGUGUUGAUAAUUGUUACUACUGCUGAAGUCCAUCUGAUCUUAUGAAAAAUAACUGAUCCCCAUUUUCAUAAUAGUAUAUGCUAAUGUACUAGGUACUGACUCUCCUUUACUACUUGGUAAAAAAUUACUAGAGUCAUUUUAUUUUAGAUUUCUUGAGAAAUCUUUAAGCCUUGUAUUCUUGAUGCACUAUUAAUCCAAAUCCUUUCUAACUUGAUGCCAAUUAAAAUAGUACAUUGUUAUAAUCUUUCUUAUAAUCUUCAGUGGUAGGUAUAUUAUUCUAUACUUAAUGCUGUUCCUAGGCAUUUUGUCACACAUCAUAAAACAGAUUAUAUAAUUCAUAAGCUUACUUGGUCCUGUAAAUGGUAUUUGGAGUAGGAGAAUUUUUAGAAGGAGCAGAAUAAAACAUUUUUUCUCCUAAUAAUCUCCUAAAUGUUUUCAUAUCUCCACAGUGCAAAUUAACUUUUCUCUAUAAUUGGGCUAAUUGCUAUGUAUAUAUGUUACUGUAAUGUGCACUUCAGAAAAAAUUCACAAAAUAGUUCAUAUUUCACAGAUGUAUAAGAGCAAUAGUAAUGGGGCUAAAUGACAGCUAUUUAUUACACAGUAGAGAAAGAAAAAAUCAAUAAAAUAUCAAGAAGGAAAUCGAUCGCUCUGGAACACAAAAAAAUUAAUAUGUAAGCAUAUUAUAAUAGUAUUCAGAUUUUCUUACUUGUAAACAGAAAAGAUUGGUUAAAACACCAGCUGCUGCCUGUUUCCCUUCCUGUCUUCCACCCCACCUUGCUUUCUCCUGCUGCUUCUGAUUUAGUUGGACUGGGUUAUGGCUUGAAUUUUUUUAUUUCUAGCAAUUAUCAUAUAUGCUGUAUAGUUAUAUAUAUACUAUUGCUGAUACUGUUGGCUAGGACACUUAUUUGAGGCCUGUUCAUAUAUAAUAUGAGGGAGGUGUGUGUGUGUGUAUGUGUGUGUGUAUGUGUGUGUGUUGUACACAAUAUUAAUUGACUGAAUAUAGCUUUAAUCUCCUGUAAAAGGCCCUUCACUUUCAAGAAUAUUUGUGUCUGGAUAUUCAUUUAUACUAAUUUCACCUACAACACAUGCAGUAUAAUUUCUUUAUUUUUUACAAAUUCAGUUAAGCACUACUUUAGAUAUAAAAAUGAACCAAGGAACCGGUUCUUACUUUUGUCUAUAAUUCAAAAAUUAUUUUGUUGAAAAAUAUAUACAGCUAGGGUUAUAGUUGAACAUGAAAUACAAAAGUAAUUAAUUUAGUAAUUAUUAAGUGUUAAUUUUUUCAUUAUUUAUGGAACCAGACCAUUAUUCAUGCAUACAUUUAUAGUUUCACUGCUGCUGGGCUUUUUUUCUUUAAUAAUUUUAUUUAUUUAUUUUUCAUUCUGAUAGAGAGGGAGAGGUGCCCACAGAAACAGUUCUUUUGGUGCUGUAGUGCCUCCUAAGUGUUGUUUCAAACCUGGACUGCAUGCAUAGCAAGGCAAGAGCCCAUCCUGGUGAACUAUUUCUACAGCUUUAUAGAUCUUAAAUUUAGAAAUGAUAAUAUUGUUCAUAUGUUUCUUCACUACUUAGCUGCCUUUACAUUUAUGCUGUCAAAGUAGAUUGGUGGUCAAUAAAGGUAAUAUAUUCA